Molecule: messenger RNA, 1136 nt
Organism: Megalobrama amblycephala (Wuchang bream)
Lineage: Eukaryota; Metazoa; Chordata; Actinopteri; Cypriniformes; Xenocyprididae
Product: cell wall protein DAN4-like
Exons: 5
Coding region: 1-642 (213 amino acids)
Source: RefSeq, a predicted model, not a curated record
AUGAGUAAUGACUCAAAACAUCCACAAUACACAAUAUCCUCAACAACCACAUCAACUCUUGCUGCAUCAUUCAACACAACAACACCACAAACCAUACUCUCUUCAACUGCAUUAAAAAGUACAGCUGUUAGUGUAACCAAUACAUCCACAACCACUGCAGGACCCACAACUGAAGUGCCUACAGUACCUGAGAUAGUAACAGAUCUGGAGUUUCACUCUUCUGACACAUUUACAAGCGCACUCGACAAUUCAGACUCUCAGGAGUUCAAGAAUAGGUCUAAGCUGGUGACAGAUCAGCUUGAAGCUGUCUACAAACCCAAAUAUGAUAACUUUCUCAGAGCGAUUGUCCAAGGAUUCAGACCCGGGUCAAUCAUCACGAGAACACAAUUAGUUUUCAGCACUAACACAUCUGUACCUUCCAGAAAAGAGAUUUCAGACACCCUUUUGAAAGCAGUGGAAACAGGAACUAUCAAUACACUGAAUAUAAUUUCUCAAACAAUUUCCGUCAAUGGUUCCACUUUUGCUACACCUGCCGCUCCUUCCACAGAAACUACAGCUUCAAGAGCAUCAAAGACUGAAUUACAUCUGCUCCAAGCCACAUGCCUCAUCAUUAUGUCAAAAAUAUUCAGACUUUUCUUGUAGAUUCCUUAACCAUAUAUCAACCAAACCUGAGAGAUCUGCAAGACAUGCUGUAUUAAAUUAAACAGCAUAGUGUCAUGUGAUUUCCAUUGCCCUCAUGUGUUCAUGUCAUGUGCUUCCCCUGUCUCAUGUGUCAUGUUCUGAUUGGUUGUCAUUGUCAUGUGAUUUCUGUUCUGUCUUGCCAUUGGUCCUCUGUCUUCAUUGUUCACAGGUGUUCCUUGUUUUGUCAUUAGUCUCCUUGUAUAAAUAGCCCUCUUGUUUCAUUGUUCUCUUGUCUAGCUUUGUUUUAUGUAACCCGUUGUUGGUGAGUGUCAAGUCAAGUCAAGUCAAGUCAAGUCAAGUCAAGUCAAGUCAAGUCAAGUCAAGUCAAGUCAAGUCAAGUCAAGUCAAGUCAAGUCAAGUCAAGUCAAGUCAAGUCAAGUCAAGUCAAGUCAAGUCAAGUCAAGUCAAGUCAAGUCAUUAUUUACACUAAUAAACUGCACAUGGGUUCUACACUA